This is a messenger RNA of Cavenderia fasciculata, 2268 nucleotides long. Its product is annotated as DUF733 family protein. Gene Ontology annotation, cellular component: endomembrane system. Gene Ontology annotation, biological process: regulation of mitotic cell cycle; regulation of cyclin-dependent protein serine/threonine kinase activity. Lineage: Eukaryota; Evosea; Eumycetozoa; Acytosteliales; Cavenderiaceae. The record is from RefSeq and is a predicted model, not a curated record. Bases 1 to 2268 code for a protein of 755 amino acids. The transcript is spliced from 5 exons.
AUGGUAUCUAAAAACAUCCUAACCUCUCAAAACAUUCUUUCCGCGCUUAUCAAUUGGGAUGGAAGUCAAGAAAUCCUUGAUUUAUCAGGUAUCAACCAUCAAACAGGUCCUACUAUUUUAAUUGGAAUCAUUAAAAAUCAUUUAACAAAAUUCAAAAAUCAAAAUAAUCAAAGAAAUAAUAAUAAUAAUCAAAAUAAUAAUAGUAAUAAUAAUAAUAAUAUAUCUAAAGUUUCAUGGAUUAAAAAAUUAGUUGGAUAUGAAUUAGAUUAUUUUAAAAAUCAAUGUACAGAACAGCUUGGAAACUUUGCUUGCGUUAGUGGAGAUUUGGAAUUGGUUAAAUAUUUCUAUGAUUUGGGUAACCCAAACUUUUUUACUUUAAAGGAAGCUAUACUUAAUUGUCUCCAAUACAAUAAUAAUUUUGAAGUUAUAGAAUUUAUCUACAAUGUUGUAUUCCCACAUUCCAGAUCAUCAGACCAAGAAGAUGAACAAUACACCUACCCCCAUCUAGCAAGUGCCAGUAUUAUUACCAAUGGUACUAGUAUCCCCCUUAGACAUGCUCUCAUGAUUGAAUGUCGAUUCUCAAAUCUACGACUCUAUCUUCCAUUCACCAAAAGUUUUGAACAACUCCAAAACAAUGGAUCGUUCAGACAUAUUCAAAACUAUUGGAAAAAUGAUUAUGCGAUGCAUUUAAUGAAUAACAAUAACGAUGGUGAAAUACCAAUUGUAGAUAUACCAGGUGCAAAGAUAUUAGAUUGGUUGGUUGAAAGAAAGAAAGUACCAAUGCAUUGGAAGAGAAACAAUGGUAAUCUUAUAAAGUUGAUAGAGGAUACAAUGACCUCAAAUCCUUCACAACUAUUGAAAGAUCUAAAGAUUGAAAACAUUGAUUACUUUAAAUGUUUAGAGGUGUUUAAAUACUUUGAAAGUCAACCAUCGGGCAACUCAAAGACUCUGUUGGGAUACUAUUCAAAUAUAAACACUCAGAAAUGGAAUGAUGUCAUAAAGGCCUAUCACAAGGAUCAAUUAUAUAUCGGUGAAAACUGUCAAAGAUUAACUCAAAGUUUAAAUUAUGAUAUUCCAAAUAUGAAAAAGACAAUAGAAAAGACAAUGAAAUCACUUGAGGAAUCAAAUAAAAAGGAAAUAGAAUUGACAAAGAGUAGAGAAACGGCAAUCAAUACAUUUAAAAAGGCAUGCAGUGAUAUUGGUAUCAAAGGUGACAAGAUUAGAGACGAAAUAUUGGAAUUACCAAAUGGUUUGGACAAGUUGUUUGAAAAGGCAAUACAACUAUUACAAGAUGGUCGUAUACUUGGAAUGAUUCGAUUUUAUAAACAAUUUGCUCAAACUAAUACAUGUGAAUUAAAAGAAGAAAUAUUUUCAUAUUUAUUACUUGUAAACAAACAUGGUAAUAUUAGUAUUGGUGAAAGAGAGAUGAUAUUAAAUCCAUCAAUCAUUGUAAAAUCAAAAAAGGAUCAGAAUGUAGACUCUAAUAACAGUGGUAGUGAUCUUGUUGCUUUGACUGCACCAGCAACAAUUGAUUGGGACUUUUCAGUUGAAGAGAGUGGAUCUCAACUUGAUGAAAAGGCAGCUGCUUCAAUCAAUUGGGAUGAAUUUACAGUUGUACUCGAAGAAGAUGGUACAACUAAUUCUUCAUCGGUAGCAGAUGACUUUUCAAUGAUGGAUACCAUUGAAAUUGUUGAAGAAGCAAAUACUAUAUCAUCACCAAUACUCGAAUCAACAACAACCAUUACAGACAAUAUCAAAUUUAUGGAUAAUGCAAACGAGUCAAUAAUGAGUGACAAGAUAUUUAGAAACCGUUUGUUGGACGAUAUCUAUGAAAUGGAUAUCUUUUUAAAACAACGCGCAGUUGAAAUGAACCAACCAGAGAGUGAAUUUAGUGCAAUUCAUAUGAUGCAAGAAUCAAUCACAUUGGAUCAAUGUGAACAAUACUCUAAACUAAUUGGUGAUAUCAUUUCACAAUUGUCAUCUUCCAAAGUAAAUAAUAUUUUAGAAUUAAAAUCAAGUUCAAAAUUGGUUGAUAGAAUGGCAUUACAAUUUACACAAAAAAUUGGUACUAUAACAAAAUACCAACAAUUGAUCAAAGACCUUUUACAAAAACGUGAAGAUUUGAAUACAACAUUGACCGAAACAAAAACAAAAUUGGAAUCACAAACCAAAGAAACCAAACAACUUCGUUUACAACUACAAGAACUUUUGGUCGAUAUUAUGGAUGGCAAACAUAUUAAUAUUAUGAUGCCCUAUAUUUUAUCAUAA